AUGUAUAUGCUUUGUGAUGAUCACGAAAGAUCAUUUGGGAGUACAGGAAUAUUGAUGUACCGCAAGUUGCCGCGCUUACUGAAAUUGCGAAGCGACGAUGGUUUGACUCAAGAUCUUUGGGUGAAUGCUCUUUAUAUUAACCAGAAGGAUUUAGAGGAGAGGUCGUGGCAAGUACAAAUGAUGGGGAGAGUCUAUGCUGCAGCAUCUCGAGUCAUAGUCUGGCUGGGAGAACCAUCGCUGAACUUUUAUCCUGCGAAAGUUGGACGAUUGCUAAAAGUAUUCGACGAAGAAAAGAAUAGUGUGAUUGAUAGUGUGAUUAAUGACUGCACUACGGAAUCUCCGGAUGUAGAAUACCUCUCUCAAGAGGAGCUGAAUAACACAGUCCCAAGAUAUAACGGAGUCCGGGUCUUCUUUGAAAACAAUUUUGGUGCGGUGUGGAGAUCGAGCAUUUUCUUGGUCUUUAGUUCUUUAGUUCUAAAAAUCGAUGAAAAUGUGCGACGCACCCUUUCAGAACCAGCGCCACAGUAUCGCAUAGCAAUGUCGCCGCUUUUCUCCGGUCUAUUCGCACUAACAAAGCCUACUCAAGUCUUAAACGACGAUAUAUGCAGUGAUAUAUCUACGCGUUUUGGAUAUACCCCACGAGCUCCCACCGAAAAUAUUCUCGAUCUUGUGGUAGCAGGAUUCAGUUUAGAAGCUACGGAUCCUUGGGAUAAACUAUUUGCACUGCUUGGUUUUAUAGAACCAAAGUACCAUCAUCUCGAUGUCCUUCGACCGAAUUACGAGAAAGAUGUGGCGAUCGUAUAUCGCGACUUCACACGCUGA
This is a messenger RNA of Botrytis deweyae, 822 nucleotides long. RefSeq lists its product as uncharacterized. Bases 1 to 822 code for a protein of 273 amino acids. The record is from RefSeq and is a predicted model, not a curated record. The transcript is spliced from 4 exons. NCBI's taxonomy places the organism in Eukaryota, Fungi, Ascomycota, Leotiomycetes, Helotiales, Sclerotiniaceae.